AUGUACCAUAGGGCGAGGACCGGUGUUCGAACCCCUGUGGGGAACACGGAACUUUUCUCGGUAGAUAUGGGCCUACACCAGGGUUCGGCGCUUAGCCCAUACCUUUUCAUGUUGAUCCUAGACAAACUGUCCAGGGGCCUAAAGGAGGAAAUACCGUGGUGUAUGAUUUUUGCCGAUGACAUUGCGCUAAUAGCGAGAUCGAUAGAGGAACUAAACCAGAGGCUAGAGAAAUGGAGAAAAGCCCUUGAAGACCAUGGUUUGUGCGAGAUAAGACAAAAUGGAGAUGUGGUUAUUAGCAUUGGGGGCCGCAUAUUGCGUCCGAAGGAGUCUUUUAGAUACCUGGGAUCAGUGAUAGACAAAUCGGGUGGGAUAGACGAAGACGUGACACAUCGAAUCCAAGCCGGAUGGAUGAAGUGGAUAGCAGCUACGGGAGUCAUGUGCGACAAGAGGAUUCCGCUAAAGCUGAAAGGGAAGUUCUAUAGAGUGGCUAUUAGACCGGCUAUGCUAUACGGGUCCAAAUGUUGGGCGAUGAUGAAAACCCAAGCGGCUCGAGUAGAGGUGGCUGAGAUGAGGAUGUUAAGGUGGACUUGCGGGAAGACCUUAGUAGACAGGAUCCCGACGGGAGUUUUUAGAGCAGAACUUGAAGUAGGGACCAUCAUUAACAAGCUAAGGGAAGGGCGCUUGACAUGGUUUGGCCAUGUUAGGAGAAGGGAUGAAACUGCACCACUAAGGAGAGCGGAGUCUAUUCACGUGGACGGCAUACGAAGAGGGGGACGACCAAAGAUGAGGUGGGAGGAUCGAUUAGCGAAGGAUCUAAUUGAACUUGGCCUGUCGGAGGACAUGACGUCAGAUAGGACGGCAUGGAGAACUAGGAUUAGAGUAGAAUAG
Molecule: messenger RNA, 888 nt
Organism: Erigeron canadensis
Lineage: Eukaryota; Viridiplantae; Streptophyta; Magnoliopsida; Asterales; Asteraceae
Exons: 2
Coding region: 1-888 (295 amino acids)
Source: RefSeq, a predicted model, not a curated record